AUGCAGGGGCAAAAGCGCUAUCGCCGUCUAGAGUGGCAACUUAGGCUUAUGAUCCACCGGACCUGUCAAAGAUCAACCUUAAAAACUCGCCGUCCUUGGGUUUGCAUUGAUAGGCAGUCAGUUUUGUGUUUGCCGUACGACUUUAACGGCCGAGCACACGAAUCAAAGCAGGAAGGUUGCUUUUGCCGGUUACCUCUCCCGUCCGGGUCGAACCCAAAAAAGCGAUUGCGAGGCGCAGAAGCUAGAACGAGACCAGAAGGCUUCCCCGGAGACCCUUCAAUCUCCGCUCCUACAGACUGGAUGAGCAUGGCAAGGCAUGGGUUUGUUACGUGCUCCAUUGAUUUCUGA
Pyricularia grisea is the source of this 348-nucleotide messenger RNA. RefSeq lists its product as uncharacterized. Bases 1 to 348 code for a protein of 115 amino acids. The record is from RefSeq and is a predicted model, not a curated record. NCBI's taxonomy places the organism in Eukaryota, Fungi, Ascomycota, Sordariomycetes, Magnaporthales, Pyriculariaceae. The transcript has 2 exons.